Molecule: messenger RNA, 1170 nt
Organism: Acaulospora morrowiae
Lineage: Eukaryota; Fungi; Glomeromycota; Glomeromycetes; Diversisporales; Acaulosporaceae
Source: the annotation of a GenBank genome assembly
AUGAAAUUUCAUAUUCUUGCUGCUGGUACCUUGGGUAAUUUGAUUGCACACUAUCUUCGAAAAAACAAACACUCGGUUACUUUAUUACUUCGGACGCCGGUUUCUUUGUCACAAUUUGAAAGACGUCAAAGGACAAUAACCGUGGUUCAACAAAAUGGUGAUACGGAACAAUCUAAAGAAUACGAAGCGGAAGUUUUACGUGGUUUUGACGUUGACGACUUAGUCGAUCAACAUUUUUUUUACGGUACAUGUCCGCCAAACUUACAAAUUCAGAGACUUAUAGUGACAACGAAAGCACAAGAUGUAAAGCGCGCAUUCCAAAGAAUCUUUUAUCGGUUAUCACCGGAAAGUACGAUAGUUUUGUUGACCAAUGGAAUGGGAAUUUAUGAAGAGUUAAUGGUAAAUUUCUUUUCCCAGGAUGAAAAGUUGAGGCCAAACAUUUUAAUGGGCGCUUCCACACACUUAGCCUAUAGGACAAAAGAGUUAGGUAGUUCUUAUAAUUUAAUGCAUUAUGGAAUUGGAGAAAUAGAUCUUGGCAUAAUACCUCGACGUGAAGAUUCCGAUCAAAAGGUAGCACCCAGUAAGGACAAUAAUGAUAAUAGUGAAAUAGAAUCAACUUUUCAGGAAGAGCAUUUAGAGGCGGAAUCAAAAGACUCAAUAAUAGAUGACGAUAUAGAUCAAUUACCAUACAUUCCACAGAAUUCGUUACGUACAACGUUAGAGGCUUUAACCAAUAUUCCGGAAUUACAUUGUCGACACAUCAAUGUGUUGAGCAUUCAGAAUCGACUAUUGGAAAAUUUGGUAAUUAAUGCUUGUAUUAAUCCACUUACAACAAUUUUCAGUAUUCGUAAUGGUGGAUUACUAUUUAAUCCUGGAGCAGAUCGAGUCAUGCAAGCAAUAUGCCAAGAAUCGUCUCAAGUUAUGCAAAGACAUCGUGAGUUUUUAGGAAUGAGACCUUCGAAUAGAUUUGGACCAAACAGGAUAGUCGAUGCAGUACAACAGAUAUGCAAAUCUACAAUGAACUAUAAGUCUACAAUGUUGCAAGAUGUUAUAAAGCGUAAUGUAACGGAAAUCGAUUAUUUGAACGGUUAUUUGGUAAGAUUGGGAAAAUUCUAUGGAAUACCUACACCUGUAAACCAAUUUGUAGUUGAUAUGGUUCCAAAAGAGUAA